AUGGCUCCAUUCGAGGCUUUGUAUGGACGUCGUUGUCGUAGCCCGGUUUAUUGGGACGAUUUCACCGAAGCGGUAACCUUGGGACCUGAAUUGUUGUUUGAGAUGACUGAGAAGGUAAGAUUGAUAAGGGAUCGUUUAAAGGCGGCACAGGAUCGCCAAAAGUCUUACGCUGAUUCGAAGCGACGGCCAGAAGAGUUCACCGUGGGAGAACAGUUGAGCCCUCAAUUUAUAGGACCAUACCAAAUUUUGGAACGUGUGGGUAAAGUGGCUUAUCGGUUAGCCCUUCCAAACUCUUUAGAGAAGGUACAUGAUGUAUUCCAUAUGUCUCAACUAAAGCGGUAUCAUGCCGCAACCACUCAUGUAUUAGAUCCUGAACCCUUAGAAUUGGAUGCAUCCUUGUCUUACCCUGAGCAACCGGUUCGAAUCUUGGACAAGAAGGUCCGUAGUACACGACGGAAGGAUAUACCUAUGGUGAAGGUCCUGUGGUCAAAUCACGAGCGCGAAGCGGCCACAUGGGAAACUGAAGAGUCCAUGCGGGAAAAGUACCCUCACCUUUUUCAGAUGGUACAAAGACUAAAAAGUGAAGUUGUUUGA
This is a messenger RNA of Amaranthus tricolor (Joseph's coat), 594 nucleotides long. RefSeq lists its product as uncharacterized. The coding region runs from base 1 to 594 and encodes 197 amino acids. NCBI's taxonomy places the organism in Eukaryota, Viridiplantae, Streptophyta, Magnoliopsida, Caryophyllales, Amaranthaceae. The record is from RefSeq and is a predicted model, not a curated record. The transcript has 3 exons.